Messenger RNA from Lathyrus sativus (Indian pea), 1341 nucleotides. The record is from the annotation of a GenBank genome assembly. Lineage: Eukaryota; Viridiplantae; Streptophyta; Magnoliopsida; Fabales; Fabaceae.
AUGGAGUCAUUUGGAACUCAACCUGUCGGAUCUGAUACAUCUAGUGCUGGAACUCAACUGGUCUUUGACAGAUCAGGGGAGUUGUAUGUCUUGAGAGAGAACAAUGAGAAAUUCAACAUGUCAGGAAAAAAUGGAGAAGAAGACGUCUCAAUAAAAGUCUCCACCACUGAUUUUUAUCUUAGAGCAACUCUUAAUUUGGAGGGAGUGUUUUCACUUUUCAAGCAUCCGAAGAAUUCAACUAGCAGUGAAGGUUGGACUACAGUGUGGUCCAAACCUGAUAAUAUAUGUCUUUAUACUGUCAGUUCUGGUAGUGGUGUUUGUGGAUAUAAUAGCUUCUGCACUUUGGGAGAUGAUAAGAGACCAACAUGUCAGUGUCCAAAAAAUUACUCACUGGUUGAUCCUGAUGAUCCACAUGGUGGCUGCAAGCCAGACUUCAUACAAGGAUGUGCAGAAGACGCACUAAGUACGAAAAGAAAUGAUUUGUAUUACUUUGAGAAUUUGACUGAAACUUAUUGGCCCCUAUCCGAUGCUGCAUUUCUAAGGCCUUUUACUGAAGAACUAUGUAUGAAAGCUUGUAUGGAAGAUUGCUUGCGUUCUGUGGCUAUUUUCAGGUUAGGUGAUAGUUGCUGGAAGAAGAAGUUACCACUCUCAAAUGGGAGAGUUGAUACCACACUUGAUGGUGCUAAGGCCUUCUUGAAAGUGAGAAAAUAUAAUAUCUCCUUUGCUCUUUCUCCAACUCCAAUCAAUAGGAACAAGAAUAAUAAGGAAACUUUGGUUUUGAUUGUUUCUGUGCUUUUCGGUAGUUCUGCUAUUCUCAAUGUUGUAUUGAUUGUAACAAUAUGUGCCAGCGCCUCUAUUUUUCAGUACAAGAAGCUUAGAAGAGUUAUCAAAAGUGACACAUGUGUUGAAACCAAUUUACGCAAAACCAAUACUGGCAUAAGGGGAAGAAAAGGGUAUGUUGCAUUUGAGUGGUUUAAAGACAUGCCUAUCACAGUUAAGGUGGAUGUGUAUAGUUAUGGAGUAGUGCUGCUUGAGAUAAUUUCAUGUAAAAAAUGUGUUCAAGAAAUGGAACAAGAAGAUGAAGAGAAAGCAAUAUUAACUGACUGGGCUUAUGAUUGCUACAAGGAUGGUGUUGUAGAUGCAUUGGUUGAGGGUGACAGUGAGGCAUUGGAUGACAGAGAAAAAUUGGAGAAAUUGGUAAUGAUUGCUCUUUGGUGUGUUCAAGAGGAUCCAUAUCUUAGACCAAGAUCGAGAAAUGUGGUACAUAUGCUUGAAGGUACUGUUGAAGUGCAAAUUCCACCAUACCCCUCACAAAUUAGUAUUCAAUAUUCUAUAAAUUAG